Molecule: messenger RNA, 1967 nt
Organism: Morone saxatilis (striped sea-bass)
Lineage: Eukaryota; Metazoa; Chordata; Actinopteri; Moronidae
Gene: chrna5
Product: cholinergic receptor, nicotinic, alpha 5
Exons: 7
Coding region: 32-1444 (470 amino acids)
Biological process (GO): chemical synaptic transmission; nervous system process; monoatomic ion transmembrane transport
Cellular component (GO): neuron projection; synapse; postsynaptic membrane
Molecular function (GO): acetylcholine-gated monoatomic cation-selective channel activity; transmembrane signaling receptor activity
Source: RefSeq, a predicted model, not a curated record
CCAGCUGUGUGGAUCCAGUGCCACCUCUGAUAUGAUGCUAAGAGCAGGAGGGGCAGCCACCUCUCUUGCACUGCUGCUGCUGCUGCCGCUGCUGUGCUGCUGCCACCUGUGCCACUCGCUGCGGGUUCCAAAACUCUCCUCCUACGCAAAAGCAGAGGAUAAGCUGUUCAAAUACCUCUUUGGAAACUACCAGAAAUGGGUCCGCCCAGUGGAAUACCUAAAUCAGACGAUCCGUGUGAAGUUUGGACUGGCCAUCUCCCAGCUAGUUGAUGUGGAUGAAAAAAAUCAGCGAAUGACCACCAAUGUGUGGAUGAAACAGGAGUGGAUUGACAGGAAACUCAGAUGGAACCCUGACGACUAUCUGGGCAUCACAAUUAUCCGAGUCCCCUCUGACAGGAUCUGGCUCCCUGACGUUGUACUUUAUGAUAAUUCAGAUGGGCGUUUUGAAGGUACAGUCACCAAGGCCGUUGUUAAGUAUGAUGGAACCAUAUCAUGGACACCACCAGCCAAUUACAAGUCUGCCUGCACCAUUGAUGUCACCUUCUUCCCUUUUGAUCUCCAGAACUGUUCAAUGAAGUUUGGCUCCUGGACAUAUGAUGGCUCCCAGGUGGACAUAAUUCUGGAGGACUUCCAUGUGGACAAGCGGGACUAUUUUGACAACGGUGAAUGGGAGAUAGUGAAGGCCACAGGCAGCCGUAGUCUGAGGACAGAUGGCAGCUCUUCCUAUCCCACCAUCACCUACUUCUUCAUCAUCCGCAGGCUGCCUCUUUUCUACACCCUCUUCCUCAUCAUCCCCUGCAUUGGCCUCUCCUUCCUCACUAUCCUUGUUUUCUAUCUGCCAUCUAACGGUGGUGAGAAGAUCUCUCUCUGCACCUCAGUUCUGGUGUCGCUCACAGUUUUCCUCCUAGUCAUUGAGGAGAUCAUCCCCUCCUCUUCGAAGGCUAUCCCUCUCAUCGGGGAGUACCUGGUCUUCACCAUGAUCUUCGUCACGCUCUCCAUUAUCAUCACCGUCUUUGCCAUCAACAUCCACCAUCGCUCCUCUUCUACACAUCAUGGCAUGGCGCCCUGGGUGAGGAGGAUUUUCCUGCAUCGGCUGCCUAAGCUGCUGUGCAUGCGCAGCCAUGUGGACCGUUACGCCACAGGUGGAGUGGCCAGAACAGGAGAUCUGAAGGACUCAGCACCUGAACUGACAUCUCUCCUCUACACCAGACAUAACCUACAAGCAGCUUUGGACUCUAUUCGCUACAUAACCAUGCAUGUGGUUAAAGAAAAUGAAGUCAGAGAGGUGGUACAAGACUGGAAGUUUGUAGCCCAGGUUUUGGACAGAAUGUUUCUGUGGGCCUUCCUCCUGGUGUCGAUUCUGGGCUCUGCUCUCCUCUUCAUUCCGGUUAUUUACAAAUGGGCCAACAUCAUCGUCCCUAACCAUCCUGGAAGUACCCUCUAAGAACCACCGUUCAACUAACCAUUACUGGAGGCAAAGCACAUUAACAGCUCAUUAUGGGUCUUAUUUGAGAUUUGACUGACUGAGAUACUGAGAUUACCGCUCAGAUACGGUCCUGCUCUACUUAUCCACCAUCACUCUGUAAGCCACAGCUGGGCUCGAGAUCAAGCUGCAGACUGGGGACUUCGUUUGCUGAGUAUAUCUAACAGAGACAUGUUUUAUUUUUUUUUAGAGAGACUUUGAAUUUGAGACAAUUGACUUUGUUUAAAUGUAAAUGAAAAAAAUCGAUUGAUGUACUUCAUAUGAUGAAAAAAGCAUGUUUGCCCACAUUUCAUUCAUCAAUAAAUUUCAAUACUUUCAUUUCACGAACUAUAAUUGCUGGCAUCAAAGAGUGGAAAUGUAUCUUUUGGUCUGGCCAAAUGUUCUCACAGGAUCAUUUAGGAUAAAUGCCUCACUAACUACCCUCAUGUUCAUGCCAGUUACAGGAUAAAUACCAAUUCAAUUCAAUUAAAUCCAAUACACAGUG